This is a messenger RNA of Gigantopelta aegis, 1137 nucleotides long. RefSeq lists its product as uncharacterized. The transcript has 4 exons. The record is from RefSeq and is a predicted model, not a curated record. Lineage: Eukaryota; Metazoa; Mollusca; Gastropoda; Neomphalida; Peltospiridae. The coding region runs from base 133 to 939 and encodes 268 amino acids.
GUGACGUCAACAACCUAACUAAUCACAUGCCGUUAAAAAACCACUAAACCGACAACAUAUUAAAUUAUAAUUAAUUAAUUAGUAUUAAUAAUAAUAAUAAUUAAUAAAUAAACCCAACGACAGACAUUAAAUAUGCAAGUGGAACAGGUAAGGUUACCGAUUCUAAGAAUAGAUCUGUCAGAAAAAAGGAACGAUUUGGAAAUGGAAGAAAGGAAUAAAAUCCUUAAUGAAGACCCACAGCUGUUGGUAUCAAACCGGAACAUACUCCGCCCGUACAGUCCAUGGUGGCAGCAAGACGCCGUGCACCUCGUGCAAUACAGUCAUGACGAUGACGACGACAAGGAUGACGUUGUUGACGACGUCGCACUCGAUCAUUUCAUCAACAGGAUACUUUUCUCAGCUACGACUAACGACAGCUAUGAAGACACAUACGGAAGUGGUAUAAAAGCGAACCUGGAUGGCGGACAGGUGACGAAACCGGUUUACGCCGACCACGACUUGCACGUGCCAAGCUACGAACGCAGGAACCGCAAGCUAAAGUCGAGGAACAAGAAGAAGAUGCGAGUGGAGGACUACAUCUGUGAUAAGGUCAUUUCGCCAAAUCCGCAUCAAAAUAGAGAGCCGUUCAUCAGAAUGCCAGUUAGAAUAUAUAGAAAGCUAGUGAACGCCGAAAUCGAGUCGAAGGCACGAGAAAUGUAUGAAUAUUUCCUGAUGCAGAAUUCACAACUUGAAGAUUCGAGAAUCGAAGUUAUAAAGGAGUCCUUUGUCUACCAGGACCAACUCGACCAGUGUGAACGUUCUUUGACGUCCGCUUAUACCGCCAUCAGGAACAUCCACGAAGACUGCGAGAACUUGCAGCAUGUGUUAUUGGGUUUAGGUGGCGACGUCGACAGGAGCGAAGCCACGACACAGACGGACCAAGAGGAGGAAGAAGAAUGAUAUCACCACAUCUACAUCAUCAUCAUCAUAAACCAGGAGCAAGUCUGACCCAGUCACAUGGCUAAGAAUCGUGAACAUUUACUUUAAAAUGUAUUAUUAUAAAUAUUAUUGAUAUGUCAUUUAUUUAAAUAUAACAAUUAGUAAAGAACCAUGGACAUUUACUUUUUAAAAUUAUUAUUAUAAAUGUUAUUGAUGUCA